Messenger RNA from Mugil cephalus (flathead mullet), 2210 nucleotides. RefSeq names its product guanine nucleotide-binding protein G(I)/G(S)/G(O) subunit gamma-4. The record is from RefSeq and is a predicted model, not a curated record. Gene Ontology annotation, cellular component: heterotrimeric G-protein complex. Gene Ontology annotation, biological process: G protein-coupled receptor signaling pathway. NCBI's taxonomy places the organism in Eukaryota, Metazoa, Chordata, Actinopteri, Mugiliformes, Mugilidae. The transcript has 3 exons. Gene Ontology annotation, molecular function: G-protein beta-subunit binding. Bases 536 to 763 code for a protein of 75 amino acids.
GCCUGCAGAGCUCUGGUGCCUUCUGCAGCAAUGAAGCAAAUUAGAAAAAAAAAAAUACAGCAGCUCUUAACUCUGCUAAUAGGCAGCGCUGGUGCGUUUAGGGCCAGUGUGUAGAGUGGAGGCUCAUCCCGGCUUGUUGCUGCCUCCGCCGCAGCUCCUGGUCCGCUGAUCGAGUGCUCCCUGCCCCGCAGCCUCCAUCUGAUCGUCACACAGAGGUUUCCCCCCCUGCUGCAUGCGUAACAUCUCUCCAAGUCCAGCCGUGGUGCUCACCAAGACCUCGCCGCUCGGAUCUCAUCCUCCAACACGGAAUACGCACGACUCACACUGAGCGAACCGCUGAGGCGAAAUUAAAACGCCAGGAUUCACCUCCCCGGGUUCAGUCCAGACCGAAGCGAGGCUGGGAUUUCCUCUUAUUCAUUUGAUAUUUGACAGAUCCUCGUUUUUGUGCGUGCUGUGCGUGCGCGUGUGUGCGUUGGGUGGAGUCAACCCGGAAUUCUCCAAAUUGGAAAAACCAUUGGCACAUUUCAGGAGCACCAUGAAGGACGGGAUCGCCAACAACAGCACGGCCAGCAUCUCCCAAGCCAGGAAAGCUGUGGAGCAGCUGAAGAUGGAGGCCUGCAUGGACAGGAUAAAGGUCUCCAAAGCAGCUGCGGACCUGAUGGCGUACUGCGACGCCCACAUACGCGAGGACCCCCUCAUCGUGCCCGUCCCCGCCUCCGAGAACCCCUUCCGGGAGAAGAAGUUCUUCUGCAGCAUCCUCUGAUGACCUGCCGCUAGAGCCGUACCGGUGCAGGCAUGGCGUUGCCUGGCUUCUCUGUCUUCACCACACCUGAAGCUACUGGCCAUAGAGGCAUUGAGUUAAGUUUUGCCAGGUGGACACUCUGUUGUUGGUCAGCUCUGUCCUGGUGGCUGAGGGUAUUGGGGGAGUCAGCUACCAAACUGGCAACCCAGUGAGCGUAUUAUGUCUUGUUAAAUAGGUUUGUUAUUGCUUUGUUAUUAGAGAACAGCCUUGCUCAGUGCUUAAUGAGAUGAGAGAUGUUUUUUUUUUUCUUUUUUUCUUUUGUUGUGCUAGAUCUUAACUUGCCUCAGGAGACAGACGUUUGCCCAGUGACCUUUUUAAACAUUUAUUCUCCUUCCCUUUACCUGGAUUUCUAAAAAAGAAACAAACAAAAAAAAAGAAAAAGCAUAAAUCUUUGUAUUAUCUUGAACAUCAUUUCAGUUUUCUCUUUUUUAUUGCUCUCAGUGUGCAGGUUUGACUGUUUGUAGCAACACCUACUGACACUAAAAUUUGGCACUUCUGUAUCAAUUAACCUUACUCAAUUUUGUAGUUUAGGAACAGAAAUCUUAUCUCAAAAUGGUGAAUAAUUUCAUCCUGGUAUAAGAAGGGAGGGAUUGUGCAUCGCUCUGCUUAUUGAAAGGUACAGAGCUAAUGUUGCAGCAGACAGAUUAGUUCUCCAGGGUUUUAUCACUGUGCAAACAACCCUUAAGUCAGAAAUUAUUUAUGAACCUGUCAGCUGUUCCCCAGAUCUGCUCUAACGCAGUCUUUACCUUUACCGCUCUGUUUGAUUCACUCUUCGUAUACUUCAUCCACACUGAAUCAGAGACUGCACCGGUUAAUCCUGCAACCACAGGCGGGGAAGAUUUUUACAAGUCGCAGGACAUGUUUUCCUCCUUAUUUCCUUAGCUGUCUCAUUCGAUUUCUGGGCAUGUUUCCUGAGCCUGGUUCCUUUUUUUUUUUGCCUGUCCUAGAGUGAAUGGCAAGGCCUUUUGACAUUAAAGCCAAACCGGAGGCCUGCAUGUUUCUCUGCUCCUUUUUGACAGCCUCCUCUUGUUUCCGAGGGGCUGCCAGUCUUUUAGAGUGUACAGUAUGUUACAGUGCCAAUUUCUGUGAGAGCAGUGUGAGCUUUCACGCUGUCGUCCCACAGCCUUUUUUUUUUCUUCUUCUUCUUCUUCUGUUUUUCCCCCCUGUUUGUUUUGGAAGAAAAAGCACACUGUCGAUAUAUUUCCUUUACAUGGGUAGUUGAAUAGCAUUUGCUAAUUUUUACGAUGAAUUGUUAUGAUUGUUAUUAAUAUUGUUAUUAUCAGUAGUACUAUUGAAUAUUUGUUGCACAGCACUGACAGCUACAUGACGUGUAGUGCUACCAAGCUUGUAUGAUACUUAGACAACAAAAAAAACAACAACAAAAAAAAAACAUUUAUAAAUCAUGCAA